This is a messenger RNA of Telopea speciosissima, 1722 nucleotides long. RefSeq lists its product as uncharacterized. The record is from RefSeq and is a predicted model, not a curated record. Lineage: Eukaryota; Viridiplantae; Streptophyta; Magnoliopsida; Proteales; Proteaceae. The transcript has 4 exons. Gene Ontology annotation, biological process: transmembrane transport. Gene Ontology annotation, molecular function: transmembrane transporter activity. Bases 1 to 1722 code for a protein of 573 amino acids. Gene Ontology annotation, cellular component: membrane.
AUGGAGGCUGCAGAGAGCGAACUCAGGUUGGAUGUAGUAGCGCGCAGCCUUAGCGGAGUUCUUCGGUGGGUAACCAUGUUUCUUGAAGCAACGAGACUCGUAGUGACCAUCAAGACCACAAAAAUCACAGUGGUAAUGAGGUUUAGGGCGGCGAUUUAUGGUUGGGACGGCCCGGGCGUGAAGGGCCGAUUGAGUAAGAGAUGGUUCAAAGCCGCCGAUAUGGAGCGUUGGCGUUCUUCUUGGAGCAAUAGAGAAUAUGCACAGAUUGAUGGAAGGCGCGGGUCCAUCGAAGUAGCCGGAUCUUCUAAGGAUCUUCUAGUAUCUCCAAUACUGGUGAACCUGGCGGGGAUCAUGGAGAGAGCGGACGAGUCUCUGCUGCCUGGUGUGUACAAGGAGGUUGGGGCUGCUCUCAACAUUGACCCAACGGGCCUCGGCUACCUCACCCUCUUCAGAGCCAUCGUGCAGGGCUGCUGCUACCCACUCGGAGCCUACCUCGCAAUCAACCACAACAGAACCCACGUGAUCGCCCUCGGCGCUUUCCUCUGGGCCGCUGCGACCUUCAUUUUCGCCAUCUCCUCCACUUUCUUUCAGGUAGCAGUUUCAAGAGCUUUGAAUGGGAUUGGACUGGCCAUUGUUAUACCUGCCAUUAAGUCCCUUGUUGCUGACUCAACCAAAAACACCAACCGUGGUAUAGCUUUUGGAUGGCUACAGGUGACUGGAAACUUAGGCUCAAUCAUUGGAAACCUAUGCUCAGUUCUGUUAGCUUCGACAUCAUUCAUGGGGAUCCCUGGUUGGAGAAUCUCCUUCCAUCUAGUUGGAAUGGUGAGUGUUGUUGUCGGUAUUUUGGUACGCCUAUUUGCAAAUGAUCCACAUUUUUCAGAGGACGGUGCUUAUGCCAGAGAUCCAGGCCCUCAUGAACCCAAAAAAUCAGCAGUGAAGUCACUAAUUGAGGAAGCCAAGUCAGUGAUGGAAGUUCCAUCUUUCCAGAUAAUUGUAGCACAGGGUGUGACAGGUUCGAUCCCAUUCUCAGCUUUGUCAUUCGCACCUAUGUGGUUGGAGCUCAUUGGCUUUUCCCACAAACAAACAGCUUUCCUUAUGACCAUUUUUGUGGUUGCUGGUUCUCUUGGUGCGCUCUUUGGAGGAAGGAUGGGGGAUUUCCUUUCGAAGCGUUUCCCAAACCGUGGCAGGAUAGUUCUAGCGCAGAUAAGCACAGGAUCGGCUAUCCCACUAGCAGCAGCACUGUUGUUGGUUCUACCCUAUGACCCCUCCACUGCUUUCAUUCAUGGUUUCGUCUUAUCAAUCACGGGUUUCUUCAUACAUUGGAAUUCUGCAGCUACAAACAAUCCAAUAUUUGCAGAGAUAGUUCGUGAGAAGUCACGUACUACUGCCUAUGCUCUGGAUCGAUCCUUCGAAUCAAUAUUGGCAUCAUUUGCUCCACCUGCAGUUGGGUUUCUAGCUCAGCAUUUAUAUGGUUAUAAACCAGCUCCCAAGGGAGCCAGCAAGUCUGUUGAAGUUGAAAGAGACAGAGAGAAUGCUGCAUCAUUAGCCAAGGCACUUUAUAUGGCAAUAGGAAUUCCGAUGGGUCUAUGUUGCCUAAUCUACUCCUUUCUCUAUUGCACCUACCCAAGAGACAGAGAGCGAGCAUCGAUGCAUGCAUUAAUACAAUCAGAAAUGGAGCAGAUGGAAUUAGAUAAUCCUCCUGCUGGAGUGGAAGAUGCUUAA